Messenger RNA from Sorghum bicolor (sorghum), 1581 nucleotides. RefSeq names its product aspartyl protease family protein 2. The record is from RefSeq and is a predicted model, not a curated record. The coding region runs from base 1 to 1482 and encodes 493 amino acids. Gene Ontology annotation, biological process: proteolysis. The transcript has a single exon. NCBI's taxonomy places the organism in Eukaryota, Viridiplantae, Streptophyta, Magnoliopsida, Poales, Poaceae. Gene Ontology annotation, molecular function: aspartic-type endopeptidase activity.
AUGGCGUCGUCGUGUAUUCUCCUGCUGCUCGCCGCCGCCGCCGGGCUCGCCACGCCUGUGGAGUACCAGUACCACAGUUAUGCGGUAACUCCUCUGUCUCCACACACAUAUAGCGUCCCUGCUGCCGACGACGACGGCGCUCGCGCGCGGCAGGAGGACGUCGCUGUGUCGCCGUCAGCUCUCCACGUUCGCCUGCUCCACCGCGACUCGUUCGCCGUGAACGCCACCCCAGCCCAGCUCCUCGCGCGCCGCCUGCAGCGGGACGAGCUGAGGGCAGCGUGGAUCAUCAAGGCGGCGGCGCCCGCGGCGGCGGCAAAUGAUACGCCGGUCGUCGGACUCUCCAGCGGAGGCGCGUUCGUGGCGCCGGUGGUGUCCAGGGCGCCGACGACGAGCGGGGAGUACAUGGCCAAGAUCGCGGUGGGCACGCCGGCCGUCGAGGCGCUGCUGGCGAUGGACACGGGCAGCGACAUCACGUGGCUGCAGUGCCAGCCAUGCCGGCGGUGCUACCCGCAGUCCGGUCCCGUGUUCGACCCGCGGCACUCGACGUCGUACCGCGAGAUGGGGUACGACGCGCCAGAUUGCCAAGCGCUGGGACGAUCCGGCGGCGGCGACGCGAAGCGCAUGACGUGCGUCUACGCCGUGGGCUACGGGGACGACGGAUCUACGACGGUGGGCGACUUCAUCGAGGAGACGCUGACCUUCGCCGGCGGCGUCCAGGUUCCGCACAUGUCGAUCGGCUGCGGCCAUGACAACAAGGGCCUGUUCGCGGCGCCGGCGGCCGGGAUCCUGGGCCUCGGCCGCGGCCAAAUAUCGUGCCCGAGCCAGAUCGCUGCUCUCGGCUACAACGUCACGAGCUUCUCCUACUGUCUCGCUGACUUCUUCUUGUCUAGCCCCGGCCGCUCCGUCUCCUCCACCCUAACCAUCGGCGAUGGUGCCGCCGCCGGCUCCCCACCACCGUCGUUCACCCCGACGGUCCAAAACCUGAACAUGGCCACGUUCUACUACGUGCGGCUCGUCGGCGUCAGCGUCGGCGGCGUGCGCGUGCCGGGAGUCACCGAGGAUGACCUCAAGCUAGACCCGUACACCGGCCGCGGCGGCGUCAUUCUGGACUCCGGCACCGCCGUGACGAGGCUUGCCCGCCGCGCGUACAUCGCGUUCCGUGAUGCCUUCCGUGCCGCGGCAGUGGACCUCGGCCAGGUCUCCAUCGGCGGCCCCUCCGGCUUCUUCGAUACGUGCUACACCAUGGGUGGCAGGGCCAUGAAGGUGCCCACCGUGUCCAUGCACUUCGCCGGCGGCGUGGAAUUGACGCUCCCUCCCAAGAACUACCUCAUCCCCGUCGACUCCAUGGGCACUGUCUGCUUCGCGUUUGCCGGCACCGGCGACCGUAGCGUUUCCAUCAUCGGCAACAUCCAGCAGCAGGGCUUCCGCGUCGUGUACAACAUCGGUGGCGGCCGCGUUGGGUUCGCGCCCAAUAGCUGCUGAUAUAGAUGUUAUAAUUCUGACUUCUGGUGAGUUAGAGCAUAUGGGUUGCAUAAUACAGCCAAUGUAGAAUCUACUUCUGUUUUGAGAGUCAACAUCAUU